GCGAGCAGGGCGGGCAAGCCCCGCGCGCUCCCCAUGGCGGGGAGCGGGCCGCGGCGGCGGCGGCGCUGACGGGCCCGGGGCGGGGCGGGCGGCCGGCUGGGGCCUGGGCCCGAGGGGGAAGAUGAGCGCUCUCCUAGAGCAGAAGGAGCAGCAGGAGAGGCUGCGGGAAGCCGCGGCCUUGGGGGACAUUCGGGAGGUGCAGAAACUGGUGGAGAGCGGGGUGGAUGUGAACUCCCAAAAUGAGGUCAACGGCUGGACCUGUUUACACUGGGCGUGUAAACGCAAUCAUGGUCAGGUGGUCUCUUACUUAUUAAAAUCAGGAGCUGACAAAGAGAUUCUUACGACAAAAGGAGAAAUGCCAGUCCAAUUGACAUCAAGGAGAGAAAUCAGGAAGAUCAUGGGGGUGGAAGAAGAUGAUGGUGACGACAGCCUCCCCCAGCUGAAGAAGGAGUCAGAACUGCCCUUUGUUCCCAACUAUUUGGCCAACCCAGCCUUCCCUUUUCUCUACACCCCUGCGGCGGCAGAGGAUGCGGCCCAGCUCCAGAACGGGGGCCCCUCCACACCUCCUGCGUCACCCCCUGUGGAAAGCACUCCUCCGCUGCUGCCUGCCGGGGAGCCUCCCCUGGUCGGGGCCUUUCCACGGGACCACGCCUCGUUGGCCCUGGUUCAGAACCGAGAUGUGUCUGCCCCCUCUGCCAUACUCCGAACACCAGAAAGCACAAAACCGGGUCCUGUCUGUCAGCCACCAGUGAGUCAGAGCCGCUCACUGUUCUCUUCUGUCCCGUCCAAGCCACCAGUGUCUCUGGAGCCUCAAAAUGGGACAUACGCAGGGCCAGCGCCAGCCUUCCAGCCAUUUUUCUUCACGGGGGCAUUUCCAUUUAACAUGCAAGAGCUGGUACUCAAGGUGAGGAUUCAGAACCCAUCUCUUCGAGAAAAUGAUUUCAUUGAAAUUGAACUGGACCGACAGGAGCUCACCUAUCAAGAGUUGCUCAGAGUGAGUUGCUGUGAGCUGGGUGUUAAUCCAGAUCAAGUGGAGAAGAUCAGAAAGUUACCCAAUACCCUGGUAAGAAAGGACAAAGACGUUGCUCGACUCCAAGAUUUCCAGGAGCUGGAACUGGUUUUAAUGAUAAGCGAAAACAAUUUCCUGUUCCGAAAUGCUGCGUCCACACUGACUGAAAGACCUUGCUACAACAGGAGAGCUUCUAAACUGACGUACUAAGUUCAGCAGGGACUUUUAUCGCUGAGUAUUGUGACAGUGCGCGUCACCUCCGGGCCAAGGACGAGCCAUGGAUCUAAAUGUCUUGGGCGCCCAGGAGGGCCCCGGUGCCACUGCGUCGUCUACACUAACAUCGUUCUGCCAUGUUAGGGAGCCCCUGACCCCCCGCAGCGGUGCCACUCUUCCACGCCUCUUGGUGCACAAUAAACCUCCUGCUUGAAGCGGUGAACAGCGGAGAAGCUGGAGAGGCCGAAGCCGGCGCUUCUGAGCCCCUGUUUCCCGUGCCCAAGCUAAGUGAGCCGUCUCAGCAGAAGCGGAGAGGGAGCGGAGCGCGGCUGUCGCCCCUCCUGCGGACAGUGCACCUGCAGGGCUUUCUUGGGACUUGCACGCUCACCGCUCUCCUAAGUGUGAACCGGCUAGAGGGGAAAUUGGGGAAAGCACACUGGACAGAUGAUUUCUAGCGCGACUUGGGGCUGUGAGGUUUCACAUAACAUAUUUACCAAUGUUACUCAGGUUUAAAGUAUUUAAGACUACAGUUACCUAGUUGUAAAUAUGCUGUUAACCAAAAGAGCUGCCCCUCCCCCUCUUUGCCCUUUGUGAACACUCAAGACUGCUUCUCUGUCUCCCGUGUCCGCCUUUGCCUGGACAGUCGUCUCUGCAUCGACUCUGUGGUCACUAGAGGGCUCUCUGAUGCUUUCCAAAAGAGCAGCCGCUUUUUUUUUUUUUUUUCUUUUUCUUUUUUUCUUUUCUUUUCUUUAAACCUCUGAAGUGAUUCCUGGCCUCUCCGUGUUUAACCGCACCGUCCGAGAAGAGCACGAACAUCGCCGGCCCGUGUUCCCUACUUGCGUUCCCCACUAGGCACGAAAAGCAAUUUUUGAAACCGAAUCUGUUGCUGUUUUCCAGGUGAUUGUGGGAAACUGAGCUAAAGGAGUUAGCGUCUUUAUUUUUGUAUCAAAGAUAAAGGUUAUUUUGAAAUUCCUAGGGUUUUUACACAACUCCGAAAUCUGUUGCUUUUGUAAACAAAUUGUUUGCCCUUAGGCCUCCCCCACCACCACCCACCCAUCCGCUUCACCGAGGCGGUUUGUGAGCCUGCCAGGCUUUGUUCUGGAAAACACCUGAUUACACUCUUGAGCACGGCCUAGGCCUACGAGAAAUUUUAGAAAUUUUCGUAAGGAACGCCUUCAAGAGUUCCCUUCCUUUCUUUCGGUGUCAUUAACGUUAAAAGAGCCACUGUCUUGUCGAAACCAACAGCUUCACUUUAGAAAUAAGAAUGAGCACACUCAGACGAACAGGAGGGCAGGGGUUCGAAGCCAGCUGUCGAAGAGCAUCCCUGCUGUCUUAAGCUUUUUCCCCAUAGUGCCUAAAUAGUUUCCAAAGAAACUUAACUUCCUAACUGUGUUAAUUUUAUUGGAACGCUGCGAUUGAUUGCUGACGGAGCGAGAGCAUGCAGACGACGUCAAUGGAGGAGAACGCUGGGCCGAGAUAAUGGCCUCCUGUGGCUGCCUCAGUGCUGAGCUGAGGUCGAGGCCGUCCUCAAGGCCGGCUUUGUGGAAUCACUCCGUUCAGUGAGUACACCUUAGUCCACCGAUUCCUGAUGGUGACUCACUCACCCUUGUACGGUGUUCGCACAGCAGAGUCAGACUCCGCAGGGAAGUUACUUAUUACCCCUUCCCUGAAGUGCUUUAAAGAAGAAACCGCCCUGGUGGUUCAACCAAUCGGAAGCUAGUUUACCGAGACAUACUAACCUUCUUUCCUUCCCUUUGGAAAAAGUGACAGUUUACUGAUAACACUAAGGCUAGCUCUAUCCUGGCAGAAAUAAAUCCGGUAUUAAUUCAUGUCUAAAUCACUGGGGUUAAAACUCGUCUAACCAUUUAGAUCAAUUAGAGACUCAGAAGCAGUGGAGGUCCAGGCCGGGAGGUGGCCUACCGAGUGGCUGCAGGGCAUUCCCCCCCCCCCCCCCAACCAGGUUCAGAAACUGGCGAGGGCGAGGGAGAGGCUUGGCGUCUCAGGUGAGGGAUGAGCCCGACACUGUCCUCCCUUCUCCCUUGUAAAGUCCUCUGUGGUCACCUGACUCCCGCCUAAGGCGGUUGGAUGAGACUGACAGUUGCCGGUAGGUGAGUUUAAAGUCUUAAUCUAUGCAUUCAGAGAAAUAUUUUUAUAUGCUUUGUGUAAUUUAUAACAAGGAUUUUUUUUUUAGCUUUGUUAACUGUGAAUUCACCCCCCCUCCACUGCAUAUUUAAAGCAUGUGUUCACACCGUGUGUAAACAUUCACCGAAGAUUGUUUUCUUUGUGCAUUGCCGACUGUUCAAACAUAACCAGUAUUAUUAAAAUUAAAAUAUUAACGAA
This is a messenger RNA of Felis catus (domestic cat), 3562 nucleotides long. RefSeq names its product ankyrin repeat domain 40 (gene ANKRD40). Gene Ontology annotation, molecular function: protein binding. The record is from RefSeq and is a predicted model, not a curated record. The coding region runs from base 122 to 1219 and encodes 365 amino acids. NCBI's taxonomy places the organism in Eukaryota, Metazoa, Chordata, Mammalia, Carnivora, Felidae. The transcript is spliced from 5 exons.